AUGAUAAUAACUUACCUAGCAAAUAGAUGUUCUCUUUCAAAAAAAUUCCCCCCCCUUCCCGUCGCCCUCGCUCGCUCCUCUUCCUUCCCCUCUCCUUUGCGCGCUCCCCCGUACCUUCCCGUCGCCAUCGCUCUCUUCUCUCCCCCGCCCCAUGUCCUUCGUUCUCUUCCCUCCCUUCCCGUCGACAUCGCUCUCCUCUCCCCUCCCGCCCCAUGUCCUUCGUUCUCUUCCCUCCCUUCCCGUCGCCAUCGCUCUCUUCUCUCCCGCCCCAUGUCCUUCGUUCUCUUCCCUCCCUUCCGUCGCCAUCGCUCUCUUCUCUCCCGCCCCAUGUCCUUCGUUCUCUUCCCUCCCUUCCGUCGCCAUCGCUCUCUUCUCUCCCGCCCAUGUCCUUCGUUCUCUUCCCUCCCUUCCGUCGCGAUCGCUCGCUCCUCUCCCGCCCCGCCUCUCCCGCCCUUUCCUUCGCGCUCUCCCCUCCCUUCCCGUUGCUGUCGCUCUCUCGUCCCCCACCCAAUCUCCCCUCCCAUCGGCCAAUCCGUCACACUCGCGCUCGCUCUGACCCGCCCCCCCCGCGCCGUUCGUAUAUCCCCUCGAAUCACCCACCUCGCCGUCCUUGCGUUCGCCCCCGAAAUGCCUGCCCGUCGCCUUUCGUAA
Closterium sp. Yama58-4 is the source of this 651-nucleotide messenger RNA. The record is from the annotation of a GenBank genome assembly. Lineage: Eukaryota; Viridiplantae; Streptophyta; Zygnematophyceae; Desmidiales; Closteriaceae.